AUGACCUCCGAGGGCGGGCCGCCGCCGGCCCCGCUCCGCCGCGCCCGCAGCCCGGGCCCCGGCGCGCUCCAGGCCGCCCUGAUGAGCCCGCCGCCCGCCGCCGCCGCCGCCGCCCUGGAGGCCGCCUCGUCUUCGUCGUCGUCCGCCUCCUCCUCCGGCGCGGCCGGCGCGGCCCCGAACGCCUGCAAGAGCGCGGGCGGCGGCGGGGGCGCGGGCGGCGGCGGCGCGGGCGCCAAGAAGGCGAGCUCGGGGCUGCGGCGGCCCGAGAAGCCGCCCUACUCGUACAUCGCGCUCAUCGUCAUGGCCAUCCAGAGCUCGCCCGCCAAGCGCCUGACGCUCAGCGAGAUCUACCAGUUCCUGCAGGCGCGCUUCCCCUUCUUCCGCGGCGCCUACCAGGGCUGGAAGAACUCCGUGCGCCACAAUCUCUCGCUCAACGAGUGCUUCAUCAAGCUGCCCAAGGGCCUCGGGCGGCCGGGCAAGGGCCACUACUGGACCAUCGACCCGGCCAGCGAGUUCAUGUUCGAGGAGGGCUCGUUCCGCCGCCGGCCGCGCGGCUUCAGGCGGAAGUGCCAGGCGCUCAAGCCCAUGUACCACCGCGUGGUGAGCGGCCUGGGCUUCGGGGCCUCGCUGCUGCCGCAGGGCUUCGACUUCCAGGCGCCCCCAUCGGCGCCGCUCGGCUGCCACGGGCAGGGCGGCUACGGCGGCCUCGACAUGAUGCCCGCGGGCUACGACGCGGGCGCCGGCGCCCCGGGCCACGCGCACCCGCACCACCACCACCACCACCACGUCCCGCACAUGUCGCCCAACCCGGGCUCCACCUACAUGGCCAGCUGCCCGGUGCCCGCCGGGCCCGGGGGCGUCGGCGCGGCCGGGGGCGGCGGCGGCGGCGGCGGCGGCGGCGGCGGCGGCGGCGGCGGGGACUACGGCCCGGACAGCAGCAGCAGCCCCGUGCCCUCGUCCCCGGCCGUGGCGAGCGCCAUCGAGUGCCACUCGCCCUACACCAGCCCCGCGGCGCACUGGAGCUCGCCCGGCGCCUCGCCUUACCUCAAGCAGCCACCCGCCCUGACGCCGGGCGGCACCCCCGCGGCCCCGGCCGGCCUGCACACCAGCAUGUCCACCUACUCGCUGGAGCAGAGCUACCUGCACCAGAACGCCCGCGAGGACCUCCCAGUGGGGCUCCCCCGAUACCAGCACCACUCCACGCCGGUGUGCGACAGGAAAGACUUCGUCCUCAACUUUAACAGCAUCUCCUCCUUCCACCCCUCGGCCAGCGGCCCCUACUACCACCACCACCACCACCAGAGCGUCUGCCAGGACAUUAAGCCCUGUGUCAUGUGA
Messenger RNA from Eubalaena glacialis (North Atlantic right whale), 1338 nucleotides. RefSeq names its product forkhead box F2 (gene FOXF2). Bases 1 to 1338 code for a protein of 445 amino acids. The record is from RefSeq and is a predicted model, not a curated record. Gene Ontology annotation, molecular function: DNA-binding transcription factor activity, RNA polymerase II-specific; RNA polymerase II cis-regulatory region sequence-specific DNA binding. The transcript has 2 exons. Gene Ontology annotation, cellular component: nucleus. NCBI's taxonomy places the organism in Eukaryota, Metazoa, Chordata, Mammalia, Artiodactyla, Balaenidae. Gene Ontology annotation, biological process: regulation of transcription by RNA polymerase II; animal organ morphogenesis.